UCUUCUCUCUCCCAAAGUUACAAUCUUCAUCAACUUCUUCUUCUUCUACAACUACUAUUUUCUACUCACUUUCCUUGUUGUUCUCUAAGAUGGAAACCAUCAAAGCUGGAGGAAAGAGACGCAUGAAAGAAGUGGAGGGGGACGAGGAGGAAGAAGAGGAAGACGAAGAUGUUGUAGAGUUAGACUCUGGGGAGGAUAACAAGAAGAUGAAAGGACCAUCCGGCAGGAAAGGAUCUAGCAGUGGAGGAUCAAGGCAGCGUUGUUGUCAGGUGGACAACUGUACAACUGACAUGACUUAUGCCAGGUCAUACCACCGCCGACACAAGGUCUGUGAAUUUCAUGCUAAGGCUCCAGCUGUUGAUGUUGCUGGACUCCACCAACGUUUCUGCCAGCAAUGCAGCAGGUUCCAUGAGCUAUCGGAGUUCGAUGAAACAAAAAAGAGUUGUCGCAGGCGUUUGGCUGGACAUAAUGAGCGUCGCCGCAAAAGCUCAUAUGAGUCUUAUGGAGAAGGAUCAGGCUGAAAAGGGAACAGCCCUUUCAACCAUCCUUGCUACCAUGCUCUCUAUCUCCUGUCAAUCAUCCAAUUUCUUUACGAAGAAAUUGUCACCUAUCUAUUAUGUGUGCUCCCAAUCUUCUGUCAAUCCUAGAGUUCUAGGAAUCCAGGUUGUUGUUGUUUAAUUAUAUGAAUGUAAGUGUUGUGCGUGUUUGAAACAAAAUAGCCUAACGGCACUGUAGAUUUGGUUCGAUGGAUAGUGAUUAUCCUGAACCACGCUAUCCUCUGCAUAAUUGUACUCUCUAGUAAGACUUGGUUUCUAUAAUACUUAUUUUACUACUUCUUAUUGUGUC
Camellia sinensis is the source of this 846-nucleotide messenger RNA. It is a transcript of the gene SPL3, whose product is annotated as squamosa promoter binding protein-like 3. Gene Ontology annotation, molecular function: DNA binding; DNA-binding transcription factor activity. Lineage: Eukaryota; Viridiplantae; Streptophyta; Magnoliopsida; Ericales; Theaceae. Gene Ontology annotation, cellular component: nucleus. The record is from RefSeq and is a predicted model, not a curated record. Gene Ontology annotation, biological process: flower development.